AGUCUGUAUCCCCAGCAACAGCUGCCAGGAGACACCACAAACACAGAGCCCAGUGGCCACAUGCACAGACUCCUACAGCAGGAUGCUGUGCCGCUCAGAUGGCUGCUGCAGGUCACCGGUGUACAAGCUGGCCGGGGUGAAACACACGCUGUACCACCCUCGCCUGCCAUCCUUACGUAGAAUGGAAAUGGACACCGUGGGGCACAAGCUGAGCGACAGUCACUCGAGGACCAGCACCCCCUGCAGGCAAGAAAUCUUCAGUGACCCCAGAGCCACCAACUGUGACCUCCCGCAACAUCAUCUGCCAUCACUUGAGGCCACAGACACCGGGAGACAGAUCACACAGCGGUACAGGAUAGAGAAGGUGGCACCACAGCCCCCUGGCAUAGCCCAGGAGGAAAGGCUGAGCCGCACCCAUCCUGCCAAUGACUGGCAUAGAUAUGUUCCUUAUGGAGAGUGCCGGCUGCAGGAUCUACAGAGCUAUGCUUUAGGGUACAGCGGUUAUGCCGUGCGUUUCCGGACUCCCCAAGUCACUCAUCCCUGGAAGUUUCGUCUUCAGCAAUCACCGUCACUAGACCGCCAUGGACAGAACCCGCUCCCUGCAGAAACAAUAAACACGUUCCGCACCUUUGGCUCUUCAUACAGCAAUGCGUACCUGCAUCCCUGGCACUGACUGAGCGAGACGGGGGCGCCGGAGGUUCAGCUGUGUUACAGAUAAAGAACAAGGGCGUCAUAGUGUCCUAUCUCCAUCUAUAUGCCUCUAACCAUAACUCUCAGACCCACCACCCCUGUCACCAUCGCUUCUGACAUAUAAAAUAAUCACUUUGCUGGA
Molecule: messenger RNA, 832 nt
Organism: Pseudophryne corroboree (corroboree frog)
Lineage: Eukaryota; Metazoa; Chordata; Amphibia; Anura; Myobatrachidae
Gene: SPMIP8
Product: sperm microtubule inner protein 8
Exons: 8
Coding region: 83-673 (196 amino acids)
Source: RefSeq, a predicted model, not a curated record